Molecule: messenger RNA, 1394 nt
Organism: Drosophila grimshawi
Lineage: Eukaryota; Metazoa; Arthropoda; Insecta; Diptera; Drosophilidae
Gene: RabX4
Product: ras-related protein Rab-8A
Exons: 4
Coding region: 376-1017 (213 amino acids)
Molecular function (GO): GTPase activity; GTP binding
Source: RefSeq, a predicted model, not a curated record
CAAUUCCAAAUUCCUUUUGGAUUUGCGUUGCCAAUUUCAAUAGCUGUUCUUUUUUUUUGUUGUCGCAGCUCAGCUGAUAAAAUGCCCAGGGAAAAUGUGUGUAAAUUAAUAACAAUUCGAUGAAUGCGCAUCACAAUAAUUAACCCAGCGUCAGCUUCUUGUAAAAACAGCUGCGUAUUCUAUUCCCGUAACAAUAUCAAAUAACAACAACAACAAACAGAUACAUAUAAACACGAAAUACGUUGCAACCCCCACGGCCAAACUUCCACAACACAACCACCACCACGUCUAUUGACACCACCAAAGAAUAAAAAAAAAUAAAAGAAAAAACAAUCCCAUCUGUAAUAUAAAACCCGCUCGAGAGCAUUUCGCAAUAUGGCAUUGGAUUUUGUGGCCACCUACAAAGUGCUCGUGCUGGGUGACUCCAACGUGGGCAAAACAUGCAUUGUCCACAGAUAUUGCGAUGAGAAAUACUACGACACAUACAUCUCCACCAUCGGCAUUGACUUCAAACAGAAGCUCAUUAACCUAGAUGGUGUGCCGAUAAAGCUGCAAAUCUGGGAUACGGCCGGACAGGAACGUUUUCGCACACUAACCACAGCCUACUAUCGCGGCGCCAUGGGCAUUCUGCUCAUGUACGAUGUGACCAAUCUGGAGAGCUACAAUAACUUGUCCUAUUGGUUGCGCAACAUACAGGAGAAUGCCUCACCCGAUGUAGUCAAGGUGCUGGCUGGCAACAAAUGUGAAUGCUCGACGACACAGCGGAUGGUGGACAAGGAUAGAGGUGAAAAGAUUGCAGAAAACUUUGAGAUGCCAUUUUUCGAGGUCUCUUGCAAAUCCAACAUAAACAUCGAGGAUGCAUUUUUAUCGCUAGCUCGUAAAAUACGCGAACAACGCGAACGACGGGGCGACAAUUUCGACAAUGACGAGAAGCAGGACAAGAAAUCACCGGGUUCCAAUGGUCUGGGCACCUUUAGUCUGGGCAGUCUAUCCGGCGAUAAUCGCUGCACCUGCUAAGUCCUCGACAGCAAUGCGUUCGUGUCGUCGCUGUAACCUGAAUAAGUUGUCCAAAGUUUUGGAAGGCAUUGUACAACUAGCAACAGAAAUUCAUGUAGCCAAGUUUGUGCAUGUUAUUACCAAUAACAAUAAUAAUUAUGAUGUGUAACGAUAAAAAAAAACAAACAAAUAUUUUAAAUGCAUCAAAGCAGAGCAAAGAGAACAGUCAAGCCUAUGUAAAACGUACAGAAUGUGCAUUUUUAAGAUAGUCCAAGAAUAGCAUAAAAAUUUUAGCAUAUUCGUGCAGAUACAUAAAUAAUAAUAGUCGAUUAUAGUCGCGUCAUGAAUUCUACAUUAACUAACUCGUGUACUCGAUAAGCUAAAUAAGUCUAUAUAUU